ACGGUGGGGAUGGGGGAUGGGGCAGGAUGGGGCAGGACACCAAUAUGCUAAAUACCUACCAACAGUUGGUUAGGACCCCGUUGGCACGACCAGGGCAGGACAUGCGGCUUCAGGCUCCGGGAACCAGCACCAGGCUGCUCAAGCUGCUGUCGACCAUCUCUCAGGACAAGCAGGGCCGCCUGGGGAGUGGUGAUGGUGUGCCAAAUCAGGACCUGCAGCGGAGGUCUCAGAGCUCAAGGCAGACAGCAAAGAAGGACCACAAGCCCAGGGGCCAGAGCAAGAAAGGACAGGGCUCUGAAGAGGCUGAAGAUCUCUUUCGCCUUCCUCCUCGGAAGCCCUCCUUCCCCUUCCAGUGGGCCUGGGAGAGCAUCGCCACAGAUGUCCGGGCUGUGCUUCAGCCAAGUUCCCCAACCCCAGGCCACCAAGCCCUGCCCAUGCCCUCCUCAUCCUCCCAGCGCCAGUCCAGGCGCAAGUCCACGGCCAACCUCCCAGAGGCCUAUGGCUGCUGCCGGAAGACAGAGGCGCAAAACCUGAAGGCGAGACAACAACUGGGAGCCUGGGGUGGUGUCUCCAUGCCUCCUGGCAAAGGGGAGCUAGGACCAGAGCCCACCAGUGAGUGUGGCCUCCAGCCGCCUGGGAGGAGGCCAGGAUCAGGAUCGGCGUCCGACAAGCAGGUCCAGCUGCAAGGCCCGGGUGCUGAGGAGGCUGAGAGGGGUCUGAGUUCUGGGGAGCCGCCCCAGCGCCCCAGGAGGGGGUCCAUCUCAGAGGAGGAGCAAUUCUCAGAGGCCACAGAGGAGGCUGAGGAGGGAGAGCACAGCGCUCCCUGCAGAAGGAGGGCUGGUUGUCAGAAAAAGGGGCAGAUUUCCGGAGAGGAGGCCUCGGAUGAAGGGGAACUGCAGGGCCAGAGCCAGGGGAGCAGCCCCAGCUUCAACAACCUCCAAAGGCCACAGAGGAGGAAGACAAGGGCCAGGGAGCUGCAGGGGCCAUGGGACCUGGAGAAGCUGCACAGGCAGCUACAGAGAGACCUGGACUGUGGCCCCCAAAAGCAGCCCUGGAAGGCUUUGAGGGCUGCCUUCCAGGCCUCCAAGCAGAAUGGAAAGACCUAUGCCUCGGAAGACAAUGAAACUUUCCUGUCUGCCAACCUCCCCAAUCGCACCUUCCACAAACGACAGGAAGCCACCAGGAGCCUGCUGCAGGCCUGGGAGCGGCAGCGGCAGGAGGAGCGGCAGCAGGCCGAGCUGCGGCGGGCCCGAACGCAGCAUGUACAGCGGCAAGUGGCCCGCUGCCUGGCAGCCUACGCACCCAGAGGGAGCCGGGGCCCUGGGGCGGCCCAGCGCAAGCUGGAGGAGCUGAGGCGCCAGGAGCGACAACGCUUUGCUGAGUACCAAGCGGAGCUGCAAGGCAUCCAGCACAGGGUGCAGGCCCGGCCCUUCCUGUUCCAGCAGGCCAUGCAGGCCAAUGCCCGGCUCACUGUCACUCGGCGCUUCUCCCAGGUGCUGUCAGCACUAGGGCUGGAUGAAGAGCAGCUGCUGUCUGAGGCAGGAAAGGUGGACAGAGAUGGCACCCCCAGGAAACCCAGGAGCCACAGGUCAAUGGGGGUGAGAAUGGAGCACUCUCCUCAGAGGCCCCCAAGGACAGAACCCACCGGCAGCCAGCCUGACAGGCACUACAAGCCCAGCCUGGACCCGGAGUGCAGUUUCUGAGAUAAAAUUAAAGGCUUUAUGGGAAACACAGUGUGGGAUUUCUGCUGGUGGUGGUGGUGGAGGCUAUGGGUUGGAAGUGGGAGGGGGCAGGUGGGUGGGCAGCAGGCUUAGCUCUGUCCCCACACCCCCUCCCCUCCAGGAGCUCUGGCUCUUUUGGUUCCCUCCACCCAGCACACACAGCCCCUUCUCUGCUCCUGAGGAGUGGGGACAUCUCGAAGAGCAAGAGCUGUAACUUCUCCACCCCAUCUUCAAUGUGUAUGUUGGGUCCUAUAAAUGCAAGCGUGAAUAAGA
Chlorocebus sabaeus (green monkey) is the source of this 1994-nucleotide messenger RNA. RefSeq names its product testis specific 10 interacting protein (gene TSGA10IP). Lineage: Eukaryota; Metazoa; Chordata; Mammalia; Primates; Cercopithecidae. Gene Ontology annotation, cellular component: ciliary basal body; photoreceptor connecting cilium; cilium. Gene Ontology annotation, biological process: cilium organization. The record is from RefSeq and is a predicted model, not a curated record.